CCCGCACACAAUUGACGGCAACGGCUAGUCUCGACAACGGCAUUUCCUCGCCUUCCAAUGCGCACGCAGAAUGUCGGUGGUUCCUGUCAACGAAGGCAAGCUUGUGGGAGGCUUGACGGAAGAUCAUUUGCGACAUCGACACGCAAUGAAUGACGAUCAUGACCGUACCAAGGCAACCGAAGGACCCGUGCCGUAUGGGUUUAAAGUCAACGACAUUGGCAUUGACGACAAGUUAACGUCGACCGAGCUCGAAAUGCAGCCACUGCAUUUAAAGGAAAGUGAUGGAAACUUGGAAGAGGAUGAACGAAUACUGUAUCCGAUCACCGUCGGUACUACUAGUAUGUACGAGGGCUGGAGAAAAACCUUGGACGAUUUUCUCUUUCCUCCACAUCUACCCAGAAGUUGUCAAUUACUGCGACCGGAAAAUAUUGCCGUGCCAGCGUGCUACCUGCUAGUGGGGCUUCUGCAAGGUCUUUCUUCACCACUGAUUAAUGUGUUUCCGCUGGAUCUGGGUGCCACAGAAGCUCAGCAGACGACAAUUUCGUCGAUCCGAUCUCUACCCGCAUCCUUCAAGCUCGUCUUUGGGUUUAUGAGCGACAAUAUCCCUAUCGCAGGUUACCGAAGAAAACCGUACAUGCUGAUGGGAUGGCUUCUGGCUAGUCUAUCACUUUUUUCGCUCAUUCUUGGUUCCAAUCUGAACAUUACCCCCCGCAAUGCCGGUUGCUUCGAGUCCCAAGCCAGCGACAGCGAUUCGCCGACGACACUGCCAGCGGACGCACCUUCUAUACCCUUUUUCUCCGUCGCCCUCUUGGCCUUCGGCACCGGCUUUUGGCUCGCCGAUGUCAUGGGUGACAGCAUUGUCGCCGAAAAAGCCAAACUGGAACCACCGGAAAGCCGCGGAUCCGUACAGUCCAGCUGCUACUCGUACCGAUUUUUCGGAAUCAUGGUGGCGGCGCCCUUGUCCACGUACCUGUACGCCACGUACGGGCCCCGGGCGGUGCUCCUGCUCCUCGCCACACUGCCCUUGUGUAUCUUGCCUUUGGUCUACCUGCUCUUUGAAGUGGAGAACGCUCCGGUCAGCUCGACGGCCGACCAGUGUCGUGAAAUUUGGCGGACCGUCUGCAGUCGAGCUGUUUGGCAGCCCAUGGGAUUCGUUUACGUGUACAAUCUUAUGCAAGUGAGCAACGCUGCGUGGCGAGAGUUUCUCGUCACCUCCUUGCGGUUCACAUCGUGUCAACUCAAUCUGAUCCUCAUUGUGGCCUACGUGCUGUUGUACCUUGGGAUUCUGGCCUACAAGUACUACAUGAUGGACUGGUCCUGGCGCAAAGUCUACUUCGUUACCACUCUACUGAACGGAUUCUUCAGUCUACUCCAAGUCUUGUUGAUUUACAACAUUACCUUGGGUUUGUCCAGUUUUUGGUUCGCCCUCGGCGACGACGCCUUUGCCGAAUUUAUUGGUGGCAUUCAGUUCUUACCGACCACGAUUAUGAUGGUCCAUCUCUGCCCCACCGGCAGCGAGGGUGCUUCGUACGCCAUGUUUACGACCGUCAACAAUAGCGCUCUGACCUUGUCCAGUGCCAUUUCCACCCAACUGUUGCGCAUUUGGGACGUGUCCCGCACGGCCUUGGCGGCGGGGGACUUGUCCGGCAUGGUCCGACUGACCUACCUCACGACCGUGGUCCAAGUGGCAGCGAUUGCCUUUGUUUCGUGGCUACCCCACACCAAGGAGGAUCUGGUGCAAUUGAACGAGCAGUCGUCCCGGAGUCGCGUGGGGGGUACCGUAUUUUUGGUGGUCACGUUCGGCUCGAUUCUGUACGCCGUGGGAGUGGGUCUGUUGAACAUUGUGGCACCAGGAUGGAUGGGAGAAUCGUAA
Messenger RNA from Phaeodactylum tricornutum CCAP 1055/1, 1873 nucleotides. RefSeq lists its product with no specific name. The transcript has a single exon. The coding region runs from base 71 to 1873 and encodes 600 amino acids. The record is from RefSeq and is a predicted model, not a curated record. NCBI's taxonomy places the organism in Eukaryota, Bacillariophyta, Bacillariophyceae, Surirellales, Neidiaceae.